This is a messenger RNA of Nelumbo nucifera (sacred lotus), 1260 nucleotides long. RefSeq names its product BTB/POZ domain-containing protein. The record is from RefSeq and is a predicted model, not a curated record. NCBI's taxonomy places the organism in Eukaryota, Viridiplantae, Streptophyta, Magnoliopsida, Proteales, Nelumbonaceae. Gene Ontology annotation, molecular function: protein binding.
CGCUCUCAGCACUUUAGCAGGAAACAUGCCACUUAACCACGGUGGGCAGUUUUGUAAAAUUAAUGUAUCAUUGGCAAAGUUGUGGAAAGAUGGCAUUCCAUAAUUAUGCAAAGAUAUAAACAAAUAUUAAGAAGGCAUGUGCAUGUGGUGGCGUAAUUGCAAGGUGGAAGGAAGAUUAUUAUCUUUUGUUUACUUUUCUGUUUCCACUUUCCAUCCCCUCCCAUUCUCAUUUGUCCUCCUCCUCCUCCUCCUCCUCCUCGUCAUUCUGCUCUCUGAAGAUGGACUGCUCUGUCUGCAGUCCGGUGCCGAUAAUCUUAAGGCCUCACAGGAAUACAAUAUGCCCGGCUUGCUAUGAAGGAGUAAGAAGCAUUAUGUCCUUCUUAAACAAGCUAGAACUCGAUAAAUGCAUCGAUAAUAAAUCCAACGCUGCUGCCCCUCCAGCCCAGUCCAAUUCUUCCAAGGGAAUUGCAAAUGCGUUGAAGUGGAUGAAAGAGAUGAAGGAGAUUGAAGAAGGGUUGAAUGAGAAACUGGCUUUCCUUAGUGAGUUAGUUGUUGCGUUUAGAGAUGGAGUCCACACUGAUAUUCAAGUGAAGCCAGGCAAUGGACCUGCUAUACCGGCCCAUCGAGCUUUGCUGGCAUCAAAAUCCAACAUUUUUAAGAACAUGCUCGAGUCUGAUGGGUGCAAAGCUCCACCAAAUGAUACAAUCUGCCUGCCAGAAUUGAACCACGAGGAGCUUGAGUCCCUCUUGGAGUUCCUUUACAGCGGAAGCUUGCCAAUAGAGAAGAUAGACAAGCAUGUCUAUUCCUUGUCGAUGGCAGCUGACAAAUACGAAAUCCCGUUCCUGCAGAAGUUUUGCGAGCAGCGAAUGCUUGAGUCCCUGGAUUCGUCUAAUGUACUUGAUGUUCUAGAGAUCUCAGAAGUUUGUUCCAACCAAUUACUCAAGGAGACUGCCUUGAACUUGGUAGUAAAACACAUGGAAGAUGUAAUAUUUUCAACUAGAUACGAUGCUUUUGCAUUCAAGAACCCUCAUUUAAGUGUACAAAUCACAAGGGCUCUGCUGAUUGAGAUGAAGAACAGAAAAAGUGUUGAUUGAUUGAGAGAGAGAGAGAGAGAGAGAGAGAGUAUACCAAUUAAAAUGGCACCAAGCGAUUAAUUUUUUGAAUCUUUUAUUUUGAGAGUUGAUGUUCCCAACCAAUGUCCUCUCAUGUAAAAGAGAUUAAUAUAGAUAUGACUUUAUACUGUCUAAGAUAUGCUCCCGA